GCGCGACACGGUUGCUGCCGAUAAAAAUAUUUACCAAACCAAACAACUAACAACCCUUUUCAACGAUUUAGUAUUUAUUAUUAAUUACUAAUUACUAUUAUUCAUUAUUCGAUUUUUCGGAUUUAUAAAUUAGCUUUCACCUGCGAAUCGUUUCUUAGGGUUUUCAGAUGACGUCCAUCAUUGAAAUCGACUGACCGAUCAUGGACCGACGGCACGUACUACACUUUCCGUUGCGUUAUUGACAUCGCCGUCACUGAAAUAAUAUAAAUUAGGUAACCUUUGCUAGCACGUUUUUUGGCCGGACGACUGCCAUGAACAUUUUCGAGCUAAUCUCCAUCAUCGUGACGUUCUACGUCGUUCUUAUGUUUUUGGAUUUCACGUUCAAGUCCUGUUCACACUAUCCGUAUAUGAUGUUAAUACAAAAGACAGGAUUAAGUGUUGGGCCUUUUCAAUUACGAUGGUACACAACGUCGUUAAAUCGUCUUAUACUGAAAAUGUCGUUUUGGCAUCCAAAAUUCCAAACCAAUUGGUUUACUUUUGGGUCUUGGAUUACUAUUUGUUUGAUUAUACCAUCUAUAUGUCUGGUUAUUGUAUCUUCUGCCCAAUUGUGUAAAAAAAUAUUCACGGAGCCUACUAGUGAACCAUCAGGCAACCAGCAAGAUACAUUUCUUGAACCAAUAGUACCUGGGAUCAAUUUACCAAUGUCAGACUUAAGCUAUUAUGUAUUUGCACUUAUGUUUUCGACGGUUUUCCAUGAACUAGGACAUGCAUUAGCAGCAAUCAGGGAAGAUAUGCAUGUGGAAGGUGUUGGUUUAAUGUUUAUUUUGAUUUUACCUGUGGCUUAUGUUCAUUUGGAUGACAUUACCUCGUUGCCAAGUAGCAAACAGCUUCGAGUUAUGUCGGCCGGCGUGUGGCACAACAUAGUUCAAGCUCUAAUGGCCUAUCUUGUUUUAUGGCUCUUACCAUAUAUGUUGUUUCCAUUUUUUACAGUUGGGAAUGGUGUCAUGACCACCCAAAUAAACCAGAAAUCAGGUGUAAAUGGGCAAGGAGGACUAGUAACUGGUGAUGUGAUUACAAAAUUGGGGAACUGUGAUGUGCAUGAUUUUGAUUCAUGGAUAGAUUGUUUAAAUCGCACUAAGACAAGUGUAGAUUCUGGAUUUUGUUUAUCACCAGAAUUUGUUCAACAUCAUGACGAAACAAAACCAGUGCAUUAUGUAGACGAAUAUAUAAUAAACUGCUGUGAUCCAAACUCAAAGACCAAUUUGUGUUUCGAAUAUAUUGAAUCGCUGUCCAAUCCUCAAGAACUACCAAAUCAUUCCUGCUUAAAUGUUAGAAAAGUUAUAGAAAGGUCAACAUCACCCUGUGAUGCUGAUAACCAAUGUUCAUCAGCUCAUUGUUAUUACCCUGCAAUUCGUAAGAAUCAUAAACUUGUGGUUAUCAAACGUGAAAAAAAAAACGAAGUCUUAUUUCUUGGGCAACCUACAGAACUGCAAUACAUAUCUGUUACCCAAUAUGUACCCAAGACUGAUUAUUUACCAAAUAGUAUACCCGAAUCCAUUGAAAAAUUUUGUAAAUACCUAAUAAUGUUUGCAGGAGGUUUAGCCGUCAUAAAUGUAAUACCGUGUUUUUAUUUUGACGGAGAAAAAAUAUCAAGGGUAUUAGUGAAUACAAUACUAAAGGAACAUGUUGAACAUUUGAGUGUUCGAUUAGCAAUUUCUAUUUGUUUGACAAUUUUUGGUUCUUUAAUAUUGAUAAUUUAUAUGAUAUUAGGGUUUUGGUCUCUAAUAAAAAUUAUAAACUAGAUAUGUACCAUUUGCCUAAAAUUAUAAAUUGUUCCUACUUUCUACUUACGGUCAGGGGGCAACAUUAUUACUCUUACCAAAUUUUAAUAAUUUAUUUAUUUUUAUUAUUUUUCAAAAUACGUUUGAACUCAAGUUGAUAAGACGUGUAUUUUUUAUAUUUAUAUUAUGUAACUUAUUCUAAUAGUAGAUUUUUUAAUGUAAUCUUAAGAUAGUGCCUGUUCUAUAUUUCUUAAAGAAUUAAUACUUAAUAGGUAUUAUAAUAUUAUACAUGUGACUCGGCGCGGCGCAGUGGCUGAAAUCAAUCACGCGACGUGAUUAAGAAUAAGCAAUGGCCGCUGCCACUAGUUCUCGGAUGGAUGACCAUCUGGGUUCGUUGUGCACAAAAAAAAAAACCUUUGUCACACAUACACGUGUUCCUAACCGACCUUACCAACAGUCCCAACCCUACUGCACCAACCCUACCAACCUUACAGGCUAAUGACCUCAGUCGUCAAAGCCUUAAAAUUAAUAAAAAAAUAUUAUACAUUCAACAUUUUAUUAUUGAAAUAAUUUUUUAAGCCAAAGUUCAUAAUUUAUUAUUAUUAUUAUUAUACUUAUUUAAUGACUGAAAAUAUAUAUUUAUUAUAGAAUAUAAUAUCUUGAAUUAGAUAAAUUUUCAGUAAAAAAAUAAUAAAACGUUGACCUUACUUUUUUUAAUUGUUAUGUUUAGAUACCAAAUGUCCAAAUAAUUUUGUGAAAUAGCUAUCCUAGUCUUAUUUUAUUUAUUAUGUAAAUAUUAAAUAUCAAACAUGUACCUAUAUAUUUAUAUAUAUUUAUAAUAUUAGUUACUAAUAUACUAUAAUGAAAAUAAUAUAUUUAUAGAAUUUCAUUCCUAUAAAAUACAUUAUUAGUCAUUUUGUCUAUAAGUAUCAAACAAGUUUAAUUUAUAUGAUACUUUUACCGAAUAACUUCUAUUGAAUUAAUAAUAUGAAUCAAUUGAAUUUUUUAUAGCUACAUUAUUUUCUGUUA
Metopolophium dirhodum (rose-grain aphid) is the source of this 2810-nucleotide messenger RNA. RefSeq names its product membrane-bound transcription factor site-2 protease (gene S2P). The transcript has 6 exons. The coding region runs from base 312 to 1802 and encodes 496 amino acids. Gene Ontology annotation, cellular component: membrane; cytoplasm. Gene Ontology annotation, biological process: regulation of response to endoplasmic reticulum stress; membrane protein intracellular domain proteolysis. Lineage: Eukaryota; Metazoa; Arthropoda; Insecta; Hemiptera; Aphididae. Gene Ontology annotation, molecular function: metalloendopeptidase activity. The record is from RefSeq and is a predicted model, not a curated record.